Messenger RNA from Perognathus longimembris pacificus (Pacific pocket mouse), 1737 nucleotides. It is a transcript of the gene Wnt6, whose product is annotated as Wnt family member 6. The transcript has 4 exons. Lineage: Eukaryota; Metazoa; Chordata; Mammalia; Rodentia; Heteromyidae. Gene Ontology annotation, molecular function: frizzled binding; cytokine activity. The record is from RefSeq and is a predicted model, not a curated record. Bases 247 to 1344 code for a protein of 365 amino acids. Gene Ontology annotation, biological process: multicellular organism development; neuron differentiation; canonical Wnt signaling pathway. Gene Ontology annotation, cellular component: extracellular region.
GAUUUCUUCUCCCGAGCGAGCUCGGCAGGAGACACAGGCGCUGGCUGCCCCGUCCGCUCUCCGCCUCCGCCGCGCCCUCCUCGCCCGGGAUGGGCCCCCCCGCCGCCGCCGCCGCCGCCGGAGCCCUCGCCUCCAGGCCGCCGACCCGAGCGCCGCGCUCGCCCUGAAACCCGGACCACCGCGCGUCCCUGUCGCCCCACGGCCUCUCCCCCCCUGCCCGUGCCGGCUCGCGGUAGAGCGGUCACCAUGCUGCCGCCGGUGCCCUCCCGCCUCGGGCUGCUGCUGCUGCUGCUCCUGUGUCCGGCGCACGUCGGUGGACUGUGGUGGGCCGUGGGCAGCCCCUUGGUCAUGGAUCCUACCAGUAUCUGCAGGAAGGCCCGGCGGCUGGCAGGGCGGCAGGCCGAGUUGUGCCAGGCAGAGCCAGAAGUGGUGGCAGAGUUAGCCCGGGGCGCCCGGCUCGGGGUGAGAGAGUGCCAAUUCCAGUUCCGCUUCCGCCGCUGGAACUGCUCCAGCCACAGCAAGGCCUUUGGGCGCAUCUUGCAGCAGGACAUCAGGGAGACAGCCUUCGUGUUCGCCAUCACUGCGGCCGGUGCCAGCCACGCGGUCACGCAGGCCUGCUCCAUGGGCGAGCUGCUGCAGUGUGGUUGCCAGGCUCCCCGCGGGCGGGCGCCGCCCCGGCCCUCGGGCCUGCUGGGUACCCCGGGACCUCCCGGCCCAGCAGGCUCCCCGGAUGCCAGCGCCGCCUGGGAGUGGGGAGGUUGCGGCGACGACGUGGACUUCGGGGACGAGAAGUCAAGGCUCUUCAUGGACGCGCGGCAUAAGCGAGGCCGUGGAGACAUUCGGGCGUUGGUGCAGCUGCACAACAACGAGGCGGGUCGGCUGGCUGUGCGGAGCCACACGCGCACCGAGUGCAAGUGCCACGGGCUGUCCGGCUCGUGCGCGCUGCGCACCUGCUGGCAGAAGCUGCCUCCGUUCCGCGAGGUGGGCGCGCGGCUGCUGGAGCGCUUCCACGGUGCCUCGCGCGUCAUGGGCACCAACGACGGCAAGGCCUUGCUGCCCGCGGUCCGCACGCUCAAGCCGCCGGGUCGCGCCGAUCUCCUCUACGCCGCGGACUCGCCCGACUUCUGCGCGCCCAAUCGGCGCACUGGCUCCCCCGGCACCCGGGGCCGCGCCUGCAACAGCAGCGCCCCGGACCUCAGCGGCUGCGACCUGCUGUGCUGCGGCCGCGGCCACCGCCAGGAGAGCGUGCAGCUGGAGGAGAACUGCCUGUGCCGCUUCCACUGGUGCUGCGUGGUGCAAUGCCAUCGCUGCCGCGUGCGCAAGGAGCUCAGCCUGUGCCUCUGACCCUGUUCCACAAGGCUCUCCAAACGCAAGCCCUCGGACCCCUUUCCGCACCUGCGGGACUUCUGAGCGCCAACAGGGGGCGUGAUGGGGGAGGGGGCCAGCCGAUUGCUAAGAAAGUCGGGCUUGUGGGCCUCCAGAAACUGUGAGGCUAGGGACCCGAGGUGUAAUUACACAACCCACAAAGGCCCAGCGCGCUGGAUGGGAGACUAUAACCACACACACCCCCACCUUACCCCUGCGUCCCAGGUGGAUACGGAAAAGCCAGUUUCUACAAAUCCGGAGAUGGAGUUCCUCAGAACUGCUGGCCAACAGAUGGAUGGGCGAGUUUAGUAUCAAUAAAGAUAUUUAAAACAGCAGGGUGGCCAGUAGCUUAUGCCUAUAAACCUAGCUACU